Messenger RNA from Malaya genurostris, 1927 nucleotides. RefSeq names its product activating signal cointegrator 1. Gene Ontology annotation, cellular component: nucleus. Gene Ontology annotation, biological process: positive regulation of DNA-templated transcription. Bases 113 to 1708 code for a protein of 531 amino acids. The transcript is spliced from 5 exons. The record is from RefSeq and is a predicted model, not a curated record. Gene Ontology annotation, molecular function: transcription coactivator activity; zinc ion binding. Lineage: Eukaryota; Metazoa; Arthropoda; Insecta; Diptera; Culicidae.
AAAUACGUACUAAAUGAUGGCAGUUUUGAAAGCCACUAUAGAUCUUGGACUCGACAACCGUAUAGGUCACGAAAAAUAUUUGGCAGAAUAUAUCUUGUAAAUACGUUCUACAAUGGAUAACUGGUUAAAAGAACGUCUUUCGAAGUAUCUUUGCUUCGAGAUACCGGAUGAAAUGAUUGGUUACAUCCUAACCAUACGUGCAGCACAGGAAUUGGAUGAGUACUUUAAAACAUUGCUCGAUUUCAAUAACCCAGAGCAUGUAGGAUUUCUGAACGAGUUCAAGCAACGAUUGAAGAAAAGUUCUUCGGAUGGACGACAUGGUACCGGAAAGAACCAGAAAGGCAACAAAUCACAACAGCAAAAUAGAAAAACAGAUCAGUUGCAGCCACAGUCAGUUCCAAAAGUAGAUUUAGUUGUUACCAAUCCGCCGGUUUCAAACCAAGGCGCAGUAAAAAAGAAAAACAAAUUUGUCAGUCUGUAUGACCAAGAAGGUCGGACAAAUGUGAUCCUGUUGAAAGGACGUAACUUGUGUGAUUGUCAGGCAUCGAAACAUAAAUUAAUCAACAAUUGUUUACACUGUGGACGAAUUGUCUGUGAACAGGAGGGAAGCGGCCCGUGCCUGUUUUGCGGCAGUUUAGUCUGUACGGACGACGAGCAGCGAAUGAUUGAUAGUUCUUCGAAAAAGGGUGACAAUUUGCGGCGGACUUUGCUGGAUCAAAACCGCCCGAAAGGUUGGGAAGAAGCAGUGGCCACGCGGAACCGCUUGUUGGAGUACGACCGGAAUAGUGAAAAACGUACAACGGUAAUCGAUGAUGAAAGCGAUUAUUUCAAAACGAACUCGGUGUGGUUGUCGGAUGUCGAGCGAAAGAAACUGGAGAAGCUAGAGUCGGAGAUGAGGGAAAAGAAACAUGCCAGCCGAAUGAGUCGAAAGGUGACGUUGGAUUUUGCUGGACGACAAAUCGUAGAAGAACCCCAACUAACUAUCGAAGUGGAAGAUAAAAUAUUGAAGCAGAUUGCGGAGUCGGUUGGACCCGGAAAGGAGAAUGUUAGUGACAAUCGUACGUGGAAAAACAAACAAGAAAGAUUGGAACAAGCAGACGAUAUACACCCAGGAAUUAUAGGAGAACCUCCGACGUUCAUAGACAUUAAUGAUGGAUCGUUGCGGCUCAGCCAGAAAACCCAGUGUUCAGUCAGUGGUUUCGACGGUGUUUACAGUAAAGUGCAAGACAAGGAAUUCCUUGAAAUGUCCGAUCUACGGCACUGCCUUUCGAUGCAUCAACCGUGGGCAUCGUUGCUGGUUGCCGGUAUCAAGAAACAUGAAGGGCGCACCUGGUACUCCUCUCAUCGAGGUCGACUGUGGAUUGCUUCAACGGUGAAACCUGUUGAUAUGGAACUGGUUCAGAAGAUGGAACAGUUCUAUCGGAAUCUGUACAACGACGAAAAUAUUGAGUUUCCGUCUCAGUACCCAUCUGGUUGUCUGCUAGGUUGCGUGUCCGUUCAGGACGUCUUACCACAGGAAGAGUAUACCAAGCAAUAUCCGAACGGUGAGUCCGACAGUCCGUACGUUUUUAUUUGUAGCGAUUCCCAAGAGCUACCGAUUCGGUUUCCGGUCAAAGGUCAACAUAAGAUUUAUAAUCUCGAUACUAAAAUUCAUCAGGCUGCUGUUAAAUCCCUCCAGAGACUGUCAAAGCUUAAAGCUGAUACUUAGGAAGGCGAUAUGUUAUGAAAUAUUAUUCCUUAUAUUUGAACCUAAUGAAAUAUAUGUUUCAGUUGUUGGCAAUCUUUCGAUUGUUAAUUUACCACUAGAAAGUUUUAAACAGAUCGUGGUUUUCACAAGUUGAGUAGUAGAAAAUGAACAAUCCAGGUUCAUUGACACAAUGGAUUUUUCACAAAAUCCAUCUCACAAAGUGACAAAAAGCUUUUUUUA